This is a messenger RNA of Thrips palmi, 2730 nucleotides long. RefSeq lists its product as uncharacterized. The record is from RefSeq and is a predicted model, not a curated record. The transcript has 9 exons. Lineage: Eukaryota; Metazoa; Arthropoda; Insecta; Thysanoptera; Thripidae. Bases 272 to 1972 code for a protein of 566 amino acids.
UUGAAACGUUCGUAUUGCGCGUCAACUCAUCCGCCUUUCUAAGGCAGCGUUCACGCACAUUUGCUGGUGUCGUAGUUUAGGCCUAGCGGUCCCUUUCUUCAUUGUCUUCAUGCCUUUCUUGUGCAUGGUUCUACAUUAUCAUUGAACGCUUCGCAAUAUUUUCAACUGUCCUUCACCAUUACUCUUCUGAGGAAGCUCAAUGUCAUUGAAUUUGUAAGUGUGCCCUGUCCUGCUGAUUUACUGUUUGGUCCCGUUUUCUGCUGAGGACACCAUGGAAGUUUCACUGGAUAAACCUUUUGCCAUCCUCAAGUUUCCACCUGCUGAAGAUGAAGAAUCCAUGGAAGUCGGCUUGGCAAGCUGGCUGGUUGGAGGUGCAGAGUGCCUUAGCGACGAAAUGGAUGGGAUGACUUUCUGGCCAGAGUCAAAGAAUGUAACAAACUAUGUCAAAACUCAACAUCCUCAUGACCCUCUCUGGAAGACAUACCCUGUCAAGGUCCUACGUUUCUAUGAAACUUAUGUGAAAGCAAGGGAGGCCUUACCCAAAUUCAUAGCGGACUCAAAUUACGACACUGAGGUUGAGUGCAGCCUUCCCAAAGGACGUGGCAAGCGGAUAAGGUUUAAACCAGCUUUCCUUGAAUCUUCUGAUGAAGAUGAAAUUGUGCCAGUGAAAAAGUCACGUCAGUCUGUUCCUCCUCCACCACCUAUCUCAACCACAACAAAGGUUCGGAAGGGGCAGGGUUCAGCAGAAGAUGUCAAGAAGAAAGCCAGAGAAGAUGUAAUGGCUCGGUUGAAGGCUGCCAGGGCUGCAGCUGCCGCAAAGAUGGCUCAGUCUGCAAGGCUGUCGCCCUUGAAGGCUGUGGCCAGGAUUUCACCAGCUAAGUCCCCAAUCAAGGCCAAUAAUUGGGAGGUUACUGAAAUGCAAGUUAAGGCUCAGGCUCAGGUACAUGUGGAUGCCACUGCACCCAUUUCGCCUCUAAAUGUUGCUUCAUCAACUCGAAGUGUUGGCUCAGACAUUCUCGCUACACCUACUCAGAUGAGUGUUGGUCUAGUCACUCCGAACUCCAGGAGCGGACCUGCUUCGGAUUUCUCUUCUCUGUUUGACAAUGGUGAGAUGCUGGAUGUAUCCAUGGAUGAAGAGGACCCUGAAGCCAUUCUGACUGACACACCGGUCACUCCACUGAAAUCUCCUUCACCCAAGAGAGACCAGAGGUCACUGCUUGAACGGACUAAGUCAUUCUACAUCUCGCCAUUAUCCUUUGAGAGGCAAACUUCUUUAACUGAAAGAGGGAAUCUAGUUACUCCCACCAGAGGGACCUCCAGUCCCCUGAAGUCGGUUCAUAGGAACAGAACAUCUCCUAAAUCUAAGUUGGCUGGUACUUCCUCUGCUGGAGGUGGCCUCUCAAAGUUAGAUGGGCGGAUCAACCUCUUCCCUCAAGGAAUGAAUGCAGAUGAUAGGCUGAAGGCACUGCAAGUUUCUGUGAGCCGCUUGAACAUAGAUGUUCACGAAACUUCACAAAAAAUUGAUCUUAUUCUCAUGAAUCUGAGCCGUCUGCAGAGGGCCCUGGUUCCUAAUGAAAAUAGGCUGACCAUGCCCGCCAACAUGCCAAAGCUCCCUCUUGAAGACCGUACUCAGCUGAAUCAUUUUGAAACGUUCUUGGGGGAAAAUGACUUAAACUUGGCAGCUGUGUGUGACUACAUGUCCAAUUAUAUUAAGACAUCUGUUACUGAGCCAGAGCGCAAAAGUGCAACCAACAUUUUAUCAAAGCUCCUAACCAACGACUUAGCAAAGGAAAUGAACUUGGAAGGGGGAAACAAGAAGAUUGCUUUCAGAAGUCUUAACCUUUACAAGGUGUUCCAAGGUACCCUUCAGACAGCAUUCCCUGACAGCGAUCUUAUUACUGCUGAACAGGCAUUGAAGAAUUGGCUUAAAGAUGCCAAGUGGCGCAAGCAACGUGUGCCUGAUGCUGCCUAAGUGAUCAUUUUUGUCCUUACAUUACUGUUAUGUUCCUUGCAUCUAAAUGCCUGUUUAUAUUCUUUUAAUUUUGCUGAAAUGUUCUGUGAUUCUAUGUAGCACAAUAUUAUUUAGUUACCCUGAUAGAUAUAAGGGCUACUUUGUACCUUGAAUUUCAGAAAAAUGCUACUUUUUUGUUUUUUUGUUCCUUUUAUUUUCUGACGUGUUCUCAGUUAUUCUCUGUAGCUUUAGUAGGUAAUGUUGUGAAUUCAAACUACUCCUUACAUCAAAUUGUAGCAAACUGUUUGUUUGUAGUCCCCUUAUUUUUGUGAAAUGAUUUGCUCUCAGCUUGAAUGUAAUCCUGCAAGAUUUUGAGGCUACUUGUUUACCUUGAACUUAAGGAAUAUCUUUUUAUGUUUUUAAUAUUCGUGACGCAUGUUCUCGAGUCAUUCCCUGCAGCUUUCUUAAGUAAUCGCUAUUAAUUUUUUUUUUGUUACUUUGUUCUUAUAAUUUUUUUGAGGUUGUCAGUCAUUAUCUGUAGCUUUAGUAGGUAAUUUUGUGAAUUCAGACUUCUUCUUACCCUUAAAUUGUGGCAAACUGUUUGUUUGUAGUCCUUUUUUAUGCAAACUUUGCUGUUAGCUUAAGAACGCAAUCCUGGAAAGUAUUGGGGCUACUUGGUUCCUUUAUCUUCAGGAAUAUCUUUUUGUUUUUAAUAUUCUUGAUGCAUGUUGUCAGUCAUUCCCUGUAGCUUUCUUUGAUAAUCUGCUACUAUUAUUUUU